AUGGAAGCGGAUGGAUUAAUAAGGAGGCGUCGGAUGACAGCGGAGACUGCAGGCAACGAUCCCGGGGUUGCUGGUGCAUCUGCCGGCGCAGAAGUUCGAUGGCUGGGGGGCAGGUUCUUUGGAGUUUCGGAAAGUAUCGUGGGAAGCCUGACGCCUAGAAUUGGGGGCGAGACCGAACUACAGACUGUUGACUUCACCCGUAACGCACAGGAUCAUAUUGAUGACUCAGAACCGGACUAUGAAGGUUUGCCACAGGGAGCCUCCACGAGCACCCACAUGUUGGCUGGAGCCGUGACCGGGAUCAUGGAGCACUGUCUCAUGUUUCCCGUCGAUUGUGUCAAGACAAGAAUGCAGAGCCUCCAGCCCGACCCUGCCGCUCGUUACCGGAACGUGAUGGAUGCCCUCCGCCGCAUAGUGGCCACAGAGGGAGCGUGGCGGCCAAUGAGAGGGUUGAAUGUGACUGCCGUCGGGGCGGGGCCUGCUCACGCCCUAUAUUUCGCCAGCUAUGAGAAACUCAAAAAGACUCUGAGUGAUGUGAUCCACCCUGGCGCUAACAGCCAUUUGGCUAAUGGAGCAGCUGGAUGUGUGGCCACUCUGCUUCAUGAUGCAGCCAUGAACCCAUCAGAAGUUGUGAAGCAGCGAAUGCAGAUGUAUAACUCACCCUACCACGGCGCAUUGGACUGUAUACGCGCGGUGUGGCAGAAGGAAGGUCCCCGUGCAUUCUACCGCAGCUAUACCACCCAACUGACUAUGAACAUACCCUUCCAAGCGCUCCACUUCAUGACUUACGAGUACCUGCAGGAGCUUCUCAACCCUCACAGACAGUACAACCCCUCGUCCCACAUGCUGUCCGGCGCCCUGGCCGGGGCCCUGGCCGCCGCCGCCACCACACCACUGGACGUGUGCAAAACCUUACUCAACACCCAAGAGUCAUUCGCUCUGAGCUCGCUCUCGGCCAAACAAGGAGCCCACAGACAUAUCACAGGCCUGGCCCACGCCUUCCGGACGGUUUACAGGCUGGGUGGCCUGUGGGGCUUCUUCAAGGGAGUGCAGGCGAGGCUCAUCUACCAGAUGCCCUCCACGGCCAUCAGCUGGUCAGUGUAUGAGUUCUUCAAGUAUGGACUCACCAAGCACCAGCACGACAAGAGGCGAGCACAGCAGAAGGAAGCGGAGAUGUAG
This is a messenger RNA of Nerophis lumbriciformis (worm pipefish), 1179 nucleotides long. Lineage: Eukaryota; Metazoa; Chordata; Actinopteri; Syngnathiformes; Syngnathidae. The record is from RefSeq and is a predicted model, not a curated record.